CUCAGUGGCCACUUCCGGGAUCUGUCAGCCGCUCCCUCUGGGCCUCCCUCCUCCGCCCGCUCUCGCUGGAGUCUGUUCGCGUUGACUGACCAGAGUCCGCGAAUCCUCCGCUGCGAGCCUCCCGACCGCCCGGGGCAGCUUUCAGCCCUUUGAAAACACUAAGAAUCAUGUCCCUGCAUCAGUUUCUACUAGAGCCCAUCACUUGCCAUGCCUGGAACCGGGAUCGUACCCAGAUUGCUCUUAGCCCCAAUAAUCACGAAGUGCACAUCUACAAGAAGAACGGCAGCCAGUGGGUGAAAGCCCAUGAACUCAAGGAACAUAACGGACACAUCACAGGUAUUGACUGGGCUCCUAAGAGUGACCGCAUUGUCACUUGUGGGGCAGACCGCAAUGCCUAUGUCUGGAGUCAGAAAGAUGGCGUCUGGAAGCCAACCCUGGUGAUCCUGAGGAUUAACCGCGCAGCCACUUUUGUGAAGUGGUCCCCGCUAGAGAACAAGUUUGCCGUGGGGAGUGGAGCCCGGCUCAUUUCUGUUUGUUACUUUGAGUCUGAAAAUGACUGGUGGGUGAGCAAGCACAUUAAAAAGCCAAUUCGCUCCACGGUCCUCAGCUUGGACUGGCAUCCCAACAAUGUUUUGCUGGCUGCUGGCUCCUGUGACUUCAAAUGCAGAGUGUUCUCCGCCUACAUUAAAGAGGUAGAUGAGAAGCCAGCCAGCACACCCUGGGGCAGUAAGAUGCCUUUUGGUCAGCUAAUGUCUGAAUUUGGAGGCAGUGGCACUGGUGGCUGGGUACAUGGGGUCAGUUUCUCUGCCAGUGGGAGCCGCCUGGCCUGGGUCAGCCAUGAUAGCACCGUGUCUGUUGCUGAUGCUUCAAACAGCGUGCAGGUCUCAACUCUGAAAACUGAGUUCCUGCCACUCCUGAGUGUGUCAUUUGUCUCGGAGAACAGCGUGGUUGCUGCUGGCCAUGACUGCUGCCCAAUGCUCUUUAACUAUGACGACCGUGGCUGCUUGACCUUUGUCUCCAAGCUAGACAUUCCAAAACAGAGCAUCCAGCGCAACAUGUCUGCCAUGGAACGCUUCCGCAACAUGGACAAGAGGGCCACAACCGAGGACCGCAACACUGCCUUGGAGACGCUGCACCAGAACAGCAUCACUCAAGUGUCUAUUUAUGAGGUGGACAAGCAAGACUGUCGCAAAUUUUGCACCACUGGUAUUGAUGGAGCCAUGACAAUUUGGGAUUUCAAGACCCUAGAGUCCUCGAUCCAGGGCCUCCGGAUAAUGUGAAGCCGAGCGAGUCUCCGCCAUCCAGCUUGAGGAGCAGGCUGACCACGGCUCUGCCUCACGUGGUGUCGAGGAACGCAGGCCCCAUGGAAACACUGCACCUCGGAUCAAGCAAACUGUGUGUUCGUUUGGGUAUCAUUGGUGAGAGUGUUGGUUUUAAAGGAGGCAGUGGUUUGUUUUCUGUUUUGUUUUCCUUUUGUUUUGUUUUGAUUUUGGUAUUUCAUUCCAUUUUGACCAAAGCUUCUCUUUAAGUAGUUUGUUACUGAGAAUUGUCACACUAACUUAAAGGAAAGGGUGAAGGGUGUGUGUGUAACUUGUCUGCCAGAAAUGCAAAUAAAAAUCCUGAAUGUGUAAA
Nannospalax galili (Upper Galilee mountains blind mole rat) is the source of this 1632-nucleotide messenger RNA. RefSeq names its product actin related protein 2/3 complex subunit 1A (gene Arpc1a). Gene Ontology annotation, molecular function: actin filament binding. The record is from RefSeq and is a predicted model, not a curated record. The coding region runs from base 168 to 1280 and encodes 370 amino acids. Gene Ontology annotation, cellular component: actin cytoskeleton; Arp2/3 protein complex. Gene Ontology annotation, biological process: Arp2/3 complex-mediated actin nucleation. The transcript is spliced from 10 exons. Lineage: Eukaryota; Metazoa; Chordata; Mammalia; Rodentia; Spalacidae.